AUGUCUUUGCCAAGAAAGGAGGAUGAUGAUCUAUCAAAAUAUUUUCCAUCAUCUUUUGGAAAAAAGUCUAAUUCUCCAUCAUCAUCCAAAUCCAUUGAUGCCUUUUCCCAAACAAGAAGAAAAGAACACGAGGAAGCUGACAAGUUUAUAUCGUCUGAACAAGAAUUACAAUUACUUCAAGCUAAACGUACAAAAAUUGAAGGUAUUGAACUUUCAAGCGUUGGGCGUGAAGAUAUCGAGAGCCAAGAGGAGGAAAAUAAUGAGGAUGAAGGAGACGAUUCGUAUGAUACUUUACCUAUUUCACAUGAAAUCAAAUUGAAUGAUCAUUAUAGAACCGUUUCGGCUUUGGCGCUUGAUCCUUCAGGAGCUAGACUUAUAACGGGUGGCUAUGAUUAUGAUGUAAAAUUUUGGGAUUUCGCUGGGAUGGAUACUUCUUUACGUCCAUUUAGAACCAUAAAACCAUGUGGUGAUCAUCAAAUUCACCAUUUGGAAUACAGUUUAAGUGGAGACCAAUUUUUAAUUAUAUCAGGGUCAGCACAAGCAAAAAUUUAUGACCGUGAUGGGUUCGAAGUGUAUGUAGAAGAGUAUAUCAAAGGAGAUCCAUACAUAAGAGAUAUGCGGCAUACAAAUGGUCAUAUAGCUGCUUUAACUUCAGGCGGUUGGCAUCCAAAUGAUAGGCAAACAUUUAUAACAGCAUCACAUGACAGUACAAUAAGGAUAUGGGAUGUAGAUAAUAAAAGAAAGCAGAAAAAUGUACUUGUACAUAAGUCAAAAGAGCGUGGUGGAAGGAGUGUCGUAACAGCAACAUGUUAUAGUCCGGAUGGAAGAUUUAUAGCUGGAGCUGCUCAAGAUGGCAAUCUAUUUAUAUGGGAUGCUAAAGGACCAUAUGUUCGUCCUUCUUACCUUAUUGAUAAAGCUCAUCAACCUCAUAGCGAGACAUCAUCCAUUUUAUGGUCUCGUAAUAAUUCAACUUUAGUAACAAGAGGUGGUGAUGAUUGUGUAAAAGUUUGGGAUGUACGAAAUUUUAAAAGCCCUGUUGUGCAAGCUAAUCAACUUACAACUUAUAAUACCGAAACCAAUGUUAUAUUCAGUCCCGAUGAGCGAAUGAUUAUUACAGGUACCGCGGUAAAGAAAGGAGAAGGUUACGGCAAAUUAGUAAUUAUGGAUCGUGAAUCAUUAGAUGUUGUGCGAACGAUAAGUAUCUCACAAUCUAGUGUCGUUAGAGUUUUAUGGCAUUCACGAAUUAAUCAGAUUAUCACUGGAAGUGCGGAUGGAUCAGUGCACGUAUUGUAUGAUCCUAAUGUUAGCGUUCGUGGAGCCAAACUCUGUGUUGUUAAAGUACCAAAGAAGAGGGCUGUGGAUGAUUACGAAAUAAAUCGUCCAAUUAUUGCACCACAUUCUUUAGCGUUAUUUAGAGAUGAUAGACCAAAAUCAACGAAGAGAAAGAGAGAGAAAUUACGAAAAGAUCCUGUUGCAUCACACAGACCCGACCUGCCUGUUAGCGGUCCAGGGAAAGGAGGCAAGAUUGGUAGCAGUUUGACGCAACAUAUCAUGAAAGAAUUGAUUAAAGAUACCACUAGAGAUGAGGAUCCAAGAGAAGCUUUGUUAAAAUACGCAAAAGUAUCAGAAAGUAAUUGA
Messenger RNA from Funneliformis mosseae, 1638 nucleotides. Lineage: Eukaryota; Fungi; Glomeromycota; Glomeromycetes; Glomerales; Glomeraceae. The record is from the annotation of a GenBank genome assembly.